Molecule: messenger RNA, 1735 nt
Organism: Xenopus tropicalis (tropical clawed frog)
Lineage: Eukaryota; Metazoa; Chordata; Amphibia; Anura; Pipidae
Exons: 1
Coding region: 125-1603 (492 amino acids)
Source: RefSeq, a predicted model, not a curated record
UCAUCCUGUGAUACCAACUGUUUGCUCUUUGGGUCCUGCCCUAUGUCUGGGAACUCACGGCCCUGAGGUUGUGACAUAAUUUGGUGGCAGCGGUGGGAUAGGAUCCCAGGACCCAAAAGGCACCAUGAGCACCCCACCUGGAUUCUACGCUGACCCAUUGGAUCUCUUCGCUUGCAUGGAUUACUCCUGGACUCCAGAGAUCCCUACUGAUCCCAGAGAGAGGACCCUGUUCUGGCUGAGAUGUGAGUCACUGGGACUAUCUGGGGAUGAGGGUCUGGCAUAUGGAGUAGGGCAGUUAGUGGCAGGAGAGGCAGACCUGGAGGAUGGGUACUAUGUUCUGCAGCGCACCAUGCACCAACCAGGUGGGAGAUAUUGGCACAGUCCCUAUACAGUGCUCCCGCUUCCCUGUAGCUUGGCGGAAUGGCACGGCCAAUGGGAGAGGCUGAAUUUCUGUGACUAUAGCACCUUUGUGGGUAACCCAGAGGGGGAAUUCCAUACCCUCUAUGCACAGCGCUUCUUUUAUAUAGGAAUGAAUGAUACAGAGGAACGGAGGGACUGGCUUGCUGACCUGGUGUAUCAGGAACUGGAAUUGAUAAAAGAGUAUGGGAGUAUCCAGGAAUUGGAAAACCAACGCAAGGAAGCACUGAGGGUAUGUGCACCAUCUUUUUGUGGUUUUCAGCAGGCACAGCCUUGUCUUGGUACUGUAGGUCCAAAAGACUUUCACUUACCCCCCAGUACAGUCAGUGCCGGGGUGGGGGAGGAACAAGAAGCUUCCCAAACAACUUUAUUAUGGUCCCCAAGGGAAAUCCCUGUUUGUGAGGAGUUCAGUGGUUGUGUUACCCCUGAGCUGGUAGAACCGGAGAGUGGGUGCUGCCACUUUAAAGGCUUGGCAGAGGCUGAGGCCUCCCCAAGUGAAAACCCUGUUUGUUUGGAGUCCAGUGGUUGUGUUGCCCCUGGGCUGGCAGAACCGGAGAGUGGGUGCUGCCACUUUAAAGGCUUGGCAGAGGCUGAGGCCUCCCCAAGUGAAAUCCCAGUCUGUAUGGAGUCCAGUGGUUGUGUUACCCCUGGGCUGGCAGAACCGGAGAGUGGGUGCUGCCACUUUAAAGGCUUGGCAGAGGCUGAGGCCUCCCCAAGCCAAAUCCCUAAUUGUGUGGAGCCUGGAGUUGCUCAGUUUGAAAAAAGCUCCAAGGAGGGAAGAGAGGAGGAUUCCCCACUACCUGAGUUGUUGCUGGCUGGAGAGGCCCAGGAACAGGACCAAGAGGAAAGCAUUGCUCAGCAUUCCCCAAUGUCUAUCAGAGCAGUCAGUUCUGGGAAUGGAGUAAGGGGCACCCCAAAAGCACAACGUGUAACCAGGGCAGUUGUUCCGGAAACCCCCUCUGGCAGACAACAAGGCCAGAGAAUUACCCCACAGAGAAAUAAAACACUGGUGAGUCCCCGUGCUGUCCCUACAAUAUCUCCCAGAUGGAGGGGUCCCCCAUUGUGUAAUGUUACAGGGACCGGGGCCUUGAGAGAGGUUGGGUGGAACUUAGAAUUAAAGAAAAGACAGGGGGAUAAACAUUUGUCUAAUACUCUUUGGGGUCCACUGGUUAUUGGGGUCACUUGAAGAUGAGUCACCUUGGCCUGACUGCUUGGGGGGGGAAUACAGACUGUACCACCUGGGAUUGUUCCCUUCUCCCUGGAAGGCCCCUUUAUUGUCCUGGAGGCCAGAACUGUGACAUUACAGGGUCGCCCAUAU